GAGAGCCUUGGUUCACUUGCAACGUGUCAACUGCACUGGCUCUCUCUCUGCUCUUCCCUCUCCCCUUUUCUUUUCUUUUUUUUUUUUUUUCUUCCGGGGAUGGUGACUUGGUAGCUGGGUGGCUUUUUAGUGACAUCCAGAAAACCCUUCCCAGGCAAGCGAUGGCUUAGAGGAGAGGGAAGGAGGCAGGAGAAGAAGAAGAAGAAGAAGAUGAGUUUCCACAAGGAGGAUGGUGUGGGGAGCCUGUGUCACAAGGCGCUGCAGAUCAUCUCAGAGCUGUGCCUGGGGGGCCAGGUGGAGCGGGAGAAAUGUUCAGGCAUCUUCUUCCCCUUGGAGACCACCAAGCAAGGUAUAGGCAGCACAGACAUCUCAGUCAGUCUGCUAGCAGUAGUCGUCAGCUUCUGUGGGCUUGCCUUGCUGGUAGUCUCGCUAUUUGUCUUUUGGAAGUUGUGUUGGCCAUGCUGGAGAAGCAAACCUCUUAUUUCUAAUACCAGUAAUAUCCCUCAAAGCACCUGUAGUGCUCCUAAUGAGGUUUUCGAAACCAACGAGAAAAAGGAAAUUAAAGAAAAUGGAAAACCUUCAGUGAAGGUACUUGAGGCUGCAAUGAAAAUUAGCCACACUUCACCUGAUAUUCCAGCAGAAGUCCAGAAUGCAUUGAAAGAACAUCUAAUUAAACAUGCACGCAUGCAGAGACAGAUCACUGAGCCUACAUCCUCAUCCAGGCAUAAUUCUUUCAGGAGGCACUUGCCAAGGCAGAUGCAAGUGUCCAGUGUUGAUUUUAACAUGGGGACAGAUCCAAUUUUACAACGGGGUGAGACAACAACCAGCAUCGGGCGAAUUAAACCAGAACUCUAUAAACAGAAGUCUGUUGAUUCGGAAGACAAGCAAGAAGAUGUGAAAAUCUGUGGGAAACUUAACUUUACUCUCCAGUAUGAUUAUGAAAAUGAACUCCUUGUUGUUACCAUUGUCAAAGCCUUAGAGCUACCUGCUAAAGACUUCACAGGAACCUCAGAUCCCUACGUUAAGAUUUACCUUCUCCCAGACAGGAAAAAGAAGUUUCAGACACGGGUUCACAGAAAGACUUUAAAUCCUGUCUUUGAUGAAACCUUUCAGUUUCCUGUAGCCUAUGAUCAGCUCAGCAACAGGAAAUUGCAUUUCAGUGUAUAUGAUUUUGACAGAUUUUCUAGACAUGACAUGAUUGGGGAAGUUAUUCUUGAUAACUUUUUUGAAGUCUCUGAUCUCUCCAGGGAAGCCACUGUGUGGAAAGACAUCCACUGUGCCACCACAGAAAGCAUAGAUUUGGGUGAAAUCAUGUUUUCCCUUUGCUAUUUACCUACUGCCGGGCGAAUGACGUUAACAGUAAUCAAAUGUAGAAAUCUCAAAGCCAUGGAUGUAACUGGCGCUUCGGAUCCAUAUGUCAAAGUCUCACUGAUGUGUGAGGGUCGAAGGCUGAAAAAACGGAAAACAACUACAAAGAAAAACACACUUAAUCCAAUUUAUAAUGAGGCCAUCAUCUUCGAUAUCCCUCCAGAGAAUGUGGACCAGGUCAGCCUCUCCAUUGCUGUAAUGGACUACGAUCGAGUAGGACACAAUGAGGUGAUCGGGGUGUGUAGGACAGGACUUGAUGCUGAAGGACUUGGAAGAGAUCACUGGAAUGAAAUGCUGGCUUACCCCCGUAAACCUAUUACUCAUUGGCAUCCAUUGGUAGAGUUACCUGGCCAGGCAACCAGUUUUGAUAGCCAGGGGUCUUGUUCAUCACCAAAACCACCACCUACACCCUAGGGCACGAGAACGGAUUCAUCACAUCCAGUGUCCAAGCUCCAUGUCCAUCACACCUACAUUAACAAAAGGUUUGGCUUCCUGAGAUGAACUGUAUCCAUAUUUUUGUAUUAAAAUAGA
Messenger RNA from Dermochelys coriacea (leatherback sea turtle), 1899 nucleotides. RefSeq names its product synaptotagmin 10 (gene SYT10). Lineage: Eukaryota; Metazoa; Chordata; Testudines; Dermochelyidae. The record is from RefSeq and is a predicted model, not a curated record. Gene Ontology annotation, molecular function: phosphatidylserine binding; calcium ion binding; calcium-dependent phospholipid binding. The transcript is spliced from 7 exons. Gene Ontology annotation, cellular component: membrane. Gene Ontology annotation, biological process: cellular response to calcium ion; regulation of calcium ion-dependent exocytosis; calcium-ion regulated exocytosis. The coding region runs from base 211 to 1782 and encodes 523 amino acids.